AUGGUUGUCGGAGAUAAAAGGCCACGGGCCGGAGCGUGCACAACCUGUCGAGUUCGCAAAAGGCGCUGUGUCCCAGCAGGGGACAAGUUCAAUAACUGCGAACUAUGUCUAUCACUAUCUAUUCCAUGCAGUCUCAGCACGGAACCCGGCGUCUUUGCGUCAGCAAACGGCGCUGUGGCAUCUCAUCACCCUGUGGCGGAGAAGCUGCCACCUCCAGAACCGCCCCGGCAUGAGGUCCGGCCAGUGCGCGUUCGGGAAUUGCCGCCCGAGGAGCCGCUGUUGGAUCUGUAUCUGCUGGCGACCCCGGUCCUCUUUCAGGAACUGGUAGCGUUGUACUUUCGUUUCAUCCACAAUGUUGCGCAUACAUUGUUCCACGAGGCGAGCUUUCUUCGUUUGUUGAUUGAGGGCCGAGCGUCCUUGAUUCAUGUGCAUGCCAUGUGUGCGCUCGCUGCGAGAUUCUCCAAGAAUCCCAUCUUUGAUGGCGUUGCUCCGGGAUCCCGUGGUAAAAUAUAUGCCGCGGAAGCUAUUCGCCUGUUCCAGGAGAGAAUGAAUUACGCUAGCCUGGAGACCGUCCAAGGGGCGGUUCUGCUGGGACAUCUUGUCGGAGGUGAGGGAGAUGCCCAGGCGAAGCAGGCUUACAUCGGAAUAGCCCGUGCGCACGCGGAAGUACUGUCAUUGUGGACGAUGCCGCCGAACUCGACUGUCGUUCAUCGCGAGGAGCGUCGCCGGACAUGGCUCUCGAUCCGCGCUGCUGACCCGUGGACCAUCGUUGACAUGUCUGUGAACACAGGCGCCUCUCUGAGUAGCCUGAACGUGCUUCCUGAGGUAGACGACGUGGCAUUCAAUACGUAUGACCCGGAACUCCUGCGGGAGAACUCCGUGCAGUCAUCGUCGCGGAGUGACAUGUGGGCCCAGAUGGCAGGCACUCUGGAGAUCUACACCAGAAUCAGCGUUCUUCUUACACGGCUCAGUCGCGGCGUCAUUACCUUUGACUCCUAUCUGAGUGAGGUUCCUCUGUUGACGGAAUGCUUGGAUGGAUGGGUCAAGAAUCUACCCCCAACCUUGACCUACAGGACCGCAAAUCUCGCUGUCUUCGCCAAACAAGGCCUUGGUCGAACGUUCCUCGCCAUGCAUAUGGAAUACCAGCACUUCCGGCAGAUGCUGUUCUUUCCCUUUCUCGAUGCUCGCGCGAAAGGGACCGCGACAACCAUCGCGGACGGCGUGGCACAGUGCAGAAACAGCGCUCAAUCUGUUUCGCAAAUUAUUGAAUGCUUCUCAAAGGAGGAUGAUUGCAAGCUUGAUUAUUUCCUUUAUAGCCAUGUCGCCAUCGUCAGUUCCUGUGCCCAUAUGCAGACUCUUAUGCUGAGUGAGGAAUUGCCGGAAUUGCGCACGGCACGGCAGCAUCUCGUUUCGAACUUCGAAUACUUGAUGGAUCUGAAGAAGCACUGGCCGGUACUCGGACAGGUUAUCACCCGCCUACGUGACUUUCAAACAACCUACCAAGAUACGAUGUGCGAUCCCUUCGCUUCGGAUAACUGGUUGGCUCGAUUUGUCAUUGAACACACUGCUAUUCUGGCCGAGCGACAAACACCCGGGCAGCAGCCCUUGAACAACAGCGUGCCAAGGACGUCCCAGUACAACACGGGUGAUGAAUCUGGGAUCCUCGGGCUGACAGGAAGCCUCAAAUCCGACUCCACACUUCUAAUCCCGCCAUCGUAUGCCAGGGGUCCCGCCCAAGAAUCUGGAAAAUUGUCUACCCUUCUCGAUGAUCACAGUUUGACGAGCGAGGCGCUUGUGAACAAUGCUCUAAACUGGUUAUUAGAGUGA
This is a messenger RNA of Aspergillus clavatus NRRL 1, 1827 nucleotides long. RefSeq names its product putative C6 transcription factor. Gene Ontology annotation, cellular component: nucleus. The coding region runs from base 1 to 1827 and encodes 608 amino acids. Lineage: Eukaryota; Fungi; Ascomycota; Eurotiomycetes; Eurotiales; Aspergillaceae. Gene Ontology annotation, molecular function: DNA-binding transcription factor activity, RNA polymerase II-specific; zinc ion binding; DNA binding. Gene Ontology annotation, biological process: DNA-templated transcription; regulation of DNA-templated transcription. The record is from RefSeq and is a predicted model, not a curated record. The transcript is spliced from 4 exons.